AUGGCCGCCUCCACCAUGUCCGUCUGCUCCGACGCUUGCACCAACUCCUCCUGGCAGGUGGACGACUGCCCAGAGAGCUGCUGUGAGCCUAGCUGCUGUGCCCCCAGCUGCUGCCAGACCAGCUGCUGUGCCCCCAGCUGCUGCCAGACCAGCUGCUGUUCCAGCUGCUGUGCCCCAGCCCCCUGCUUGACCCUCAUCUGCACCCCAGUGAGCUGUGGGUCCAGCCCCUGCUGCCAAUCUGCCUGCAGCAGCUGCUGCACACCCUCAUGCUGCCAGCAAUCUAGCUGCCAGCCCUCAUGCUGCCAAUCUUCCUGCUGUGUGCCUGUCUGCUGCAAGCCUGUCUGUUGUGUGCCAAUCUGCUGUGAAGCUGAUUCUUCUUCAUGCUGCCAGUCUAGCUGUGAACCCUCUUGCUGUACCUCCUCUCCCUGCCAGCAGUCCUGCUGUGAGCCCAUGUGCUGCGAGCCUUUGUGUUGUGAACCCGUCUGUUGUACACCCAUCUGCUGUACCCCCAUCUGUUCUGGAUCCUCCUCUUGCUGCCAGCAGUCUAGCUGCCAGCCCUCAUGCUGUCAAUCCUCCUGCUGUGUGCCUGUCUGCUGCAAGCCCGUCUGCUGCACACCCAUCUGCUCUGGAUCCUCCUCAUGCUGCCAGCAGUCUAGCUGCCAGCCCUCAUGCUGCCAGCCAUCCUGCUGUGUGCCUGUCUGCUGCAAGCCUGUCUGCUGCAAGCCCUGCUCCAGCGUGUCCCUGCUCUGCCGCCCUGUGUGCAGACCUGCCUGCUGUGUGCCCAGCUCCUCCUGCUGUGCCUCCUCCUGCCAGCCCAGCUGCUGCAAGCCCUGCUCCAGCAUGUCCCUGAUCUGCCGCCCUGUCUGCUCCCGCCAAGCAUGUUGUGGCCUCUCCUCGGGCCAGAAGUCCAGCUGCUGA
Messenger RNA from Chionomys nivalis (European snow vole), 918 nucleotides. Its product is annotated as keratin-associated protein 10-4-like. The coding region runs from base 1 to 918 and encodes 305 amino acids. The transcript is spliced from 2 exons. NCBI's taxonomy places the organism in Eukaryota, Metazoa, Chordata, Mammalia, Rodentia, Cricetidae. Gene Ontology annotation, cellular component: keratin filament. The record is from RefSeq and is a predicted model, not a curated record.